Funneliformis geosporum is the source of this 214-nucleotide messenger RNA. The record is from the annotation of a GenBank genome assembly. Lineage: Eukaryota; Fungi; Glomeromycota; Glomeromycetes; Glomerales; Glomeraceae.
ACAAAUAAGAGAGACAGAUACACAUGAACAACUUUCAAGAAUAGCUCAUGUUAUUAAUUAUCUUCGUCAUGAUAAUGUAUUUCAAAAUACAUUUAUUGCAGCAAAAAAGUAUCUUUAUUGUAAAAAAGAUUUAAUAGGUUUAACUAAAAAAGCAACUAUUUUUCUUUUAGAAUUAUUUACAAAAGUUAAAAAUAAUGUUGGAAAAAGCAAAUAG